GUCUGUCCAGGGGAGUUUAGUACAUCAGGGCAGAAAGUCAGAACAGAAAAGCAAACAGCUGAGAACAAGAGCAAGAAGGAAGAGAAGAGUGACAGCUACUGGACGGAGGAAGAUAGAGAGAGAGAGAGAGAAAGAGAGGAGCAGCAGAACGGAGAGGGAGGAGAAAAGAGAGAGAGAUAAGAGUGUGACAAACGGGAGACAUCGAGAGGAAGCACAUGGUGUAAAAAUGCCCACCAACUUCACUGUUGUCCCGGUGAAGGACGGCACGAGAAAAGCAAGAAAGGGGGAUGAGGAGGAUGAUGUGGAUGACAACAACGUACUGAAAGAGGAAGAGGAAGACACCCCAGGUGAUGGUGUUCCAAAGGAAAACAGUCCCUUUAUCAACAACACAGACAAUGACAAAGGCAACAGCUAUGAUGGCACCAACAUGGCUCUUUUUGAGGAGGAAAUGGACAGCAACCCCAUGGUGUCAUCUCUCCUCAACAAACUUGCAAACUACACCAAUCUCACCCAGGGGGCCCAGGAGCAUGAGGAAGCCGAUGAUGAUGAGGGGCCCAAAAAGAAAGCUGUUAAGAGCCCACAGAUGGGGACCUUCAUGGGUGUCUACCUCCCCUGCCUCCAGAAUAUUCUGGGGGUCAUCCUGUUCCUCCGCCUUACCUGGAUUGUCGGCACUGCCGGCAUCUUGGAGUCCCUGGCUAUUGUCGGCUUGUGCUGCUCUUGUACCAUGCUGACAGCCAUAUCCAUGAGUGCAAUCGCUACCAACGGCGUGGUGCCAGCUGGAGGUUCGUACUAUAUGAUUUCCAGAUCUCUUGGCCCAGAGUUUGGUGGAGCUGUAGGCCUCUGUUUCUACCUGGGAACAACGUUCGCUGGCUCCAUGUACAUCCUGGGUACUAUAGAGAUUCUUCUGACCUACAUUGUGCCUAAAGCAGCCAUCUUUGUGGCUGAGAAAAAGGAGGACCAAGUCGAUGCUCUGCUGAAUAACAUGCGUGUUUACGGCACAUGCUGCCUAGCACUGAUGGCUGUGGUCGUCUUUGUGGGGGUGAAAUAUGUCAACAAGCUAGCUUUAGUCUUCCUAGCCUGUGUCAUUCUUUCCAUCCUCGCCAUCUACGCUGGAGUCAUCAAGACCAUCUUUGAGCCACCAGACUUUCCUGUUUGCAUGUUGGGAAAUCGCACUCUGCAGAACCACUUCUUUGACAAGUGUCUUAAGUUUGAGGUUGUAGACAACGUGACGGUCACCACCAAGCUGUGGUCUCUGUUCUGUGACAAGCCUGAGCUCAAUGCCACCUGCAACGAGUAUUUUGUCAACAACAAUGUUACUCUGGUGCAGGGCAUCCCCGGGCUGACCAGCGGAGCCAUUUCAGAAAACAUGUGGUCAGAGUAUGGUCCUCUGGCUAUGUUGGUAGAAAACAGAAAGUUGUCAUCUCUUGGGGGAAGUGACCCUGCCCAGGACAUCUACUUGCCGUAUGUAGUCAAUGAUAUCACCACCUUCUUCACACUGCUGGUCGGCAUCUACUUCCCCUCUGUCACUGGUAUCAUGGCUGGUUCAAACCGGUCAGGUGACUUGAGGGAUGCCCAGAAGUCCAUUCCUAUUGGGACCAUCUUGGCUAUUGCUACCACCUCUGUCAUCUACGUCACCUGUGUGGUUCUGUUUGGGGCCUGCAUUGAGGGCGUUUUGCUUCGAGACAAAUUCGGUGACUCAGUGAAAGGAAACCUUGUUAUAGGCACAUUGUCAUGGCCCUCACCCUGGGUCAUUGUGAUUGGCUCGUUCUUCUCCUGCUGUGGGGCGGGGCUGCAGAGUUUGACCGGAGCCCCGCGCCUUCUGCAGGCCAUCGCACGAGAUGGCAUUGUACCUUUCUUACAGGUGUUUGGUCACGGGAAAGCUAACGGAGAACCUACCUGGGCUCUUCUGCUGACUGCUGGUAUCUGUGAGAUCGGCAUCCUCAUCGCCUCACUGGACGCCGUGGCUCCUAUCCUCUCCAUGUUUUUCCUCAUGUGCUAUCUGUUUGUCAACCUGGCCUGUGCUGUUCAGACCCUGCUGCGAACGCCCAACUGGAGACCACGCUUCAAAUACUACCACUGGGCUCUGUCCUUCCUGGGAAUGAGCUUGUGCCUUGCUCUCAUGUUCAUUUCCUCCUGGUACUAUGCUAUUGUUGCCAUGGCCAUCGCUGGGUGCAUCUACAAAUACAUUGAAUACAGAGGGGCAGAGAAGGAGUGGGGUGAUGGUAUCCGUGGUCUGUCGCUGAAUGCAGCCCGCUACGCCCUCAUUCGCCUUGAGGAGGCUCCACCACACACCAAGAACUGGAGGCCUCAGUUGUUGGUGCUCCUGAACCUGGACUCAGAUCAAGCAGUCAAACACCCUCGUCUGCUGUCCCUCACCACUCAGCUCAAGGCAGGAAAAGGCCUGACAAUAGUGGGAAAUGUUUUAGAGGGAACAUAUCUCACUAAAGAUGCAGAGUCCAAAAGGGCUGAGCAGAACAUCAAGUCCUCCAUGUCAGCAGAGCGGACCAAGGGUUUCUGUCACGUUGUGGUGUCUUCAAACCUCAGAGAUGGCGUCUCCCACCUCAUCCAGUCUGCAGGGCUGGGAGGCAUGAAGCACAACUCAGUCCUGAUGGCCUGGCCUGGGACCUGGAGGCAGUCCAAUGACCCGCAGUCAUGGAAGAAUUUCAUAGAGACGAUACGGGAGACCACAGCCGCCCAUCAGGCCUUACUUGUGGCGAAGAAUGUGGACAGUUUCCCCACCAACCAGGACCGUCUAGGGGAGGGCACCAUUGAUGUGUGGUGGGUGGUCCAUGAUGGGGGCAUGCUGAUGCUGCUGCCCUUCCUGCUGCGACAGCACAAGGUGUGGAGGAAAUGCAAGAUGCGCAUCUUCACUGUGGCCCAGAUGGACGACAACAGCAUCCAGAUGAAGAAAGAUCUCCAGAUGUUCCUUUACCACCUGCGAUUGGAUGCAGAGGUGGAAGUGGUGGAGAUGCAUGAUAAUGACAUCUCAGCCUUCACCUAUGAAAAGACGCUGGUGAUGGAGCAGAGGUCUCAGAUGCUGAAACAGAUGCAACUGUCCAGGACUGAGAGGGAGAGAGAGAUUCAGAGUAUCACUGAUGAAUCGCGUAGUUCAAUCCGGAGGAAGAACCAGGGCGCUGCCCAGGGCCCGAGCUUCAGCCGGCAGUCCUCACCGUUGGAGGACACUCAGGAGGAUGAGGCCCAGCUUAUCCAUGACAGGAACACAGCAUCUCAUGCCACGAUAAAUGACAAAGCUGACACCGGGCCUGACCGGGUUCACAUGACUUGGACCAAGGAUAAGCUGUUCACAGAGCGCAAUCGUAACCGCGAGUGCAACGCCAACGUGGCUGUGCGUGACCUGUUUAACAUGAAACCAGAGUGGGAGAGUCUGAACCAGUCUAAUGUUCGCCGGAUGCACACAGCUGUCAAGCUGAACGAGGUGGUGGUCAACAAGUCCCAGGGAGCUCACCUGGUUCUACUGAACAUGCCUGGACCCCCUCGGAACAGGGGAGGAGACGAAAACUACAUGGAGUUCCUGGAGGUUCUCCUCGAGGGUCUGAACCGGGUCCUUCUGGUGCGAGGCGGUGGCCGUGAAGUCAUCACCAUCUAUUCUUAAAAAAACCUCUUUGACCCCACACUGCACACAUGGGCUGUUGCCAUGGAUACCGGUCAACGGGCAUUCUUGGGGAAUGAAUCCAAACUGGGUUUUUAUGAAAGGCAGGGGUUGUUGGAAGGCGGGACCACUUGUGAUUGACCGAUGGCGUGAAGGGCCUGAGGAUGAAGGAAACAGUUAGCGUUGAGUCAGCUGACUGGCUGAGAGAGUGAGCACAGUGUGAGUCCACGCCGGGCCACAGAACCCCUGCUCAUGGAAGAUAGAGCAUAGAGACACUUUAUAUUUUUCAUUUAACUCUGAAAACGUUGUUCUGUUCUGUUAUAUUUUCAUAUUCUUUCCCUCUUGUGUUGAUGUUGUCAAGUUACUGGCACUCACUGUGUAAAGAUAAGCAAAGAAGAAGUGAACAUGUGCUGUUGAUAUGAAACUCGUAGUCUAUCAUGUUGUCUGGUGCACUCGACUGUGGGAGGGGCAGAGACGUUUGCUGAACCUGAGGAAAAGAUGACAAGUUAUAAAACGAAUUUGAACUCAAAUAAGUAAAUACACACAGAAAAGUAGAAAACCAUCUGUCAGCACUCUGCUGCAGAAAGCUCACUCCUAACAGCACCUACUGAGGUUUUAAUAUCAAAUCCAGUCUGCUGAUCUAUAUGGUCUGCGUCACCAUUUGUACUUACAUGUUUUCAUUUAAAAUAGCUUCUCAGAAACUCUUUGAGUCUGAAAGGACAAACAGUUAGUUUAGAAACUGCUGAAACAUCCUGGUUAGGUUGUAGAACGACGGUGGGCUCGUGUCUGUAGUUGAAGCGUCUCCUCUGAAGCUGUAGUGUUGUUACUCUGUGGUUGUUUGCCUUGUCAUGAUUUAGUGAAGGACUAGCCAGAAGGAUGUUGAACAUUACCCAGACGAUCUUCUGUUAGGUGGGAGGGAGCUUUUUAGAUAUCAGGUACUGACACUUUAUCACUGAUCAUCAUUUCCCACCCUCAAAGAAUGCUGUUUUUUUAAUAGGGAAAAUAGCCAUAAUUAAUAUUCUAGGAGCUUUAUAAUGUAACAUAUUAAAUGCACAUGUACAUUUAUGGUGUCUGAAGUAGUGCUCAGUUGGGAAUGUCAAAAUUUUUUUUAAAUUGAAGGGCUGUUUGACAGCAUAUAGUAGCUGAAUAAAUUGGCUCGUUGAUCCAAACAAAUCUUAAGUUUGCCUUCAGAAAUGUUGGCGUUUAACAAAGUAUACUUUUUAAAAUGUAAAAGCACAAACUGAUACAUGUGAAUUUGUGUCAUUUCAAAUUUCUUUUAUGUCGUUUCACCCGAUAUUAAACAAAUAGUGACGUAGUUACAGCACUGUUGACUUUGCACUACCGAUCAUUCAGCACUUAAAUCGUUGUGCUCUCUCACUUACUUCUACUGCUUACAGUGACACUUUCUAUCGGUUGACACACCACUACAUUCAAGAAAAAAUGCAGACAGCCAACAGUUCCAAAGUAAAUGCUCACGUUUCAAUGUUUUUAUAAUAUUUUACCAAACAAAAAAUGUUUUGGCUUUGAGUCCCAGGCUGAGCAGAUGAACAGUUACGAGCAUGUGUGGGAGGAAAAAGUGCCAAAAUGACUACAAAAGAAACUGUGGGAGUACUAUUACUAUUACAAUGCUUCUUCUAGCAUGACAUGCAGCUACAUUGACAAUCUUUCAUUUUUGGAUAGUCAUCACUUCUGCCAUAACUCAUGUAAAAUGCUGAAAGUAAAUGAUUGAGGAAAUACAGCAAAUAGUGCGAUUUCCAGGGCAUUUCAAACCUUCACACCUGGGCUGAAAGAAAAGACAGAGGAAAGAGGGAAACCGGAUUCAACUCUUUCACACGUGUACUUCCACAGUUUCUUUUCAAAAUUAGCUGUGCAGUAUUUUGUAAAGCAGAACGACACAUUUUCCUGCAGUUCUUUGUGGGGAAACGUGAACUUCUGACUGUCAGUUAUGCAGCAUCUGUGUUUUGUUGAGUUUUGUUCAGUUGUUGAUGUAUGCCUGUUUAACUAUUUAGUCAUGGUCUCUGUAGUGUUUGUUACAUUAUAACUGAUCUGUUACUUUAAGUGUUAAUUUUUGGUGUGAUUUCUAUGGACGGAGGCAGAGGGAGGAGGUUAUGUGCGAAGACGGCGGCAGUUGUCAGAUUUUUUGGUUUUUGGUUCCAACCUACCAGAAACACAACAUGCACAACACGUAGGACUGAAGACCCUGGACUGAAAGUAUUAACAAACACGAGUGAAGCAACCAGGGUGAAAAUGAAUGGUUUCAAUAAUUAUCACUCACUAUAUAAAGUUCAAACUGUUUCAGUUUCUUUGUUCAGUUUUCUAUUUUAGCCACCACAAACAAAUACAUAUGAUGCAUUAAUAAAUUUGUGUAGUUUGAAGUUAGAGACAUUGAAAGUUGUAAAGAUAAAUUAUUAAAGAAGUUUCUUUUUGUUUUUAAUUUGGUCACUGAGCUGAAUAGCAGUAGCUGUACGUAAAGGAAACAUAAACUACAUAAAACCUUAAACAGAAGUUGUAAAAUAAAAAAGAAAACUGUUUCUGGAGGUAAAUAGGAUCGUCAGCAGUGUGUGUUUCACGGCUCUAAUGUUUGAGGUGACUGGAGAAUGUUAUCUACCUCAAGUUGUCACUGAGGCUCAGCUGAGGAAAUAAGAACUUGUUCGAUCACAUCGCUCUUUCAGAACUGAUGUUAUGAAUGGAUUCAUGGAAGGAAAAAUAAAGAAAUAAAGCCUCUGCUACGUGAGAGGACCAGCAGAGUAGUGUGUGUUGUGUGUGUGUGAGAGAGAGAGAGCGUGUGUGUGUGUUCCGUUGUGAGGUGAAGCUGUGUGUGUUUCUGCUGUUGUCCGGCUCAGCUGGCAGGCCUCACAGGCUGGAACAGGAAGUCACUUGUGGGCGCACAUGUAGAAGAAGGUAGCCCUGUAAAUUGUAUUUGUGCCUCUGAGUAAUUAUUAAAAGUGCUGAAAUAAACCAGU
Seriola dumerili (greater amberjack) is the source of this 6573-nucleotide messenger RNA. RefSeq names its product solute carrier family 12 member 7-like (gene slc12a7b). The transcript is spliced from 26 exons. Lineage: Eukaryota; Metazoa; Chordata; Actinopteri; Carangiformes; Carangidae. Gene Ontology annotation, biological process: chloride transmembrane transport; cell volume homeostasis; chloride ion homeostasis. Gene Ontology annotation, molecular function: potassium:chloride symporter activity. Bases 227 to 3613 code for a protein of 1128 amino acids. The record is from RefSeq and is a predicted model, not a curated record. Gene Ontology annotation, cellular component: membrane.